CACGCAGCAGGUUGAGGGACACCACGUGACCAGUGCGCGCUCUUAAAAGCGCGAGCGCUGGAAAGAUCCUUAUCUCUUACCAAGCGACAGAAGCAUCCUGCUGAUUAGGAUGGAGGUGACAUUGCGCGUACUGUAUUUCUCAUGCCGCACAGGCACUUUCACAGCCAGACUUGGACCUGUCCGUCCCUUUAGCCUUACCGUCCACAGGGGAGGCUACAAAAAUGUGAAUGCUGAGGAGUUGCCUCUGGACAUGAAGUCCAUCACUGACCGCGCAGCACAAACACUGCUGUGGACCGAACUCUUCAGAGGUUUGGGCAUGACCAUGAGUUAUUUGUUUAGAGAACCAGCUACUAUUAAUUAUCCUUUUGAGAAAGGCCCUCUCUCUCCCCGUUUCCGUGGUGAGCAUGCACUGCGCAGGUAUCCCAACGGAGAGGAGCGCUGUAUUGCAUGCAAACUGUGUGAGGCUGUGUGUCCUGCUCAGGCCAUCACUAUAGAAGCAGAGACCCGUGCAGACGGCAGCAGAAGAACAACCCGUUACGACAUUGACAUGACCAAAUGCAUCUACUGUGGAUUCUGCCAGGAGGCCUGUCCUGUGGAUGCAAUCGUAGAGGGUCCUAAUUUUGAAUAUGCCACUGAGACUCAUGAAGAGCUGCUGUAUAAUAAGGAAAAACUGUUGAAUAAUGGCGAUCGAUGGGAGGCUGAGAUUGCUGCUAACAUUCAGGCAGAUUACCUUUACAGAUGAACCAUUAAAGGUCAAGUAGGAUCCUGAUAACAGCGAAAUAAACAGUAGAAAACAUCAUUUCAGAAGCUCAUAUAAAAAGUCAUAUAAAUGGCACUUUGUAUAGAACCAAAAAAAGAAUGAAUAUAUUUGCUGUCUAAACGCACAAAGCAAGCACAAGACACAAUAUAAUAUGCAAUGCAUAUCUGUAAGCAUUCAAACGGUAGGUUAUACUCACAUAUUACGCACAAUUAUAUAUAUAUAUAUAUAUGAAUGUUCACAGCUUAUUUGCAUAUUUAUCUAUUCUAUGAUAAAGUGAUUAAAUGAC
Molecule: messenger RNA, 1046 nt
Organism: Carassius auratus (goldfish)
Lineage: Eukaryota; Metazoa; Chordata; Actinopteri; Cypriniformes; Cyprinidae
Product: NADH dehydrogenase [ubiquinone] iron-sulfur protein 8, mitochondrial-like
Exons: 7
Coding region: 110-742 (210 amino acids)
Biological process (GO): mitochondrial electron transport, NADH to ubiquinone; mitochondrial respiratory chain complex I assembly
Cellular component (GO): membrane; respiratory chain complex I
Molecular function (GO): 4 iron, 4 sulfur cluster binding; NADH dehydrogenase activity
Source: RefSeq, a predicted model, not a curated record